Messenger RNA from Dermatophagoides farinae (American house dust mite), 940 nucleotides. It is a transcript of the gene BNIP3, whose product is annotated as BCL2 interacting protein 3. Gene Ontology annotation, biological process: positive regulation of apoptotic process; mitochondrial outer membrane permeabilization. The record is from RefSeq and is a predicted model, not a curated record. Lineage: Eukaryota; Metazoa; Arthropoda; Arachnida; Sarcoptiformes; Pyroglyphidae. Gene Ontology annotation, cellular component: nucleus; mitochondrial envelope; mitochondrial outer membrane.
UUGGAGAGAAAUGUUUUUAUUUUGGCAGCUCUUCAUUAUAUAAGGUUUCAGCUUUAACGACAAAGCCAAUAGAGCGAGAGAGAGAGAAAGAAAAACGCGCAAAAAGAAACAUUUGUAUCAAAUUGAGUGAUAUAAUCUUGAAAAUUUUGAUUCUGAAUUUUUUUUUUGUUUCGUUUUCAAUUUUUGUUUGAAAAUUUCAAUGUUUUCUGGAAAAAUUUUAAGUUUGUAUUAAAAACAAGUGGCAAUAGACAAUAAAAUGGCUUCCACGCCCAAAAGCGAUGAUGUCGUUUCUUUAAAUGAUUCUUGGAUCGAUAUAAAUGAAAAUUCCACAUAUUCGCCCAGUGAUACACCACUUCAUAUCCUCGUCAAAAACAAUGGACCAACCCUACAAAGUUUGGAGAAAUUAUUGUUGGAUGCACAAAAAGAAAGCCAAACAGGACAUUCAUCAUUGAAAGGUUCAUUUUUGGGUUCAUUACCGAUUACGCCUGACGGUUUGCAAACACCUCCGAAUAGCAUCUAUUUUAAUAAUAAUGAACAUAAUGAUCGAAGUCAUUUGAGUACGGAUUGGAUAUGGGAUUGGAGCAAUCGUGAUCCAUUGUCCAAAGAAUGGAAUAAUAUACAACCAAAUCGUAAAACUCGUCCAACGUUUCGUCAAUGGAUAAUACGACGUGGUAUCCUUUCGAAAGAAGUACUUUCAUUAUUAUUUUUGACCAAUAUACUUUCAUUGAUUUUGGGUGCCGGAAUUGGUUAUACAAUUAUUCUACGUCGAGCUUUUUAACAUAUAUAUGGUCCGAAUGAAUCAAUGAUUUUUUGGUAUUGAUGAUAACACAGGAAAACAAAAACAAAAAAUUUCAUCAAUAUUUUACCUUUAUAAUACACUUAUGAUUGCUGUUUUUUUUUCUACUUUACAUUUAUAUAUAUUAACAAAUGGUUUGGCCGU